Chelonoidis abingdonii (Abingdon island giant tortoise) is the source of this 3325-nucleotide messenger RNA. The record is from RefSeq and is a predicted model, not a curated record. Lineage: Eukaryota; Metazoa; Chordata; Testudines; Testudinidae.
AUGGAAGAUAAUCAGCUGAACAUGAACUCUCAGAACAAUGCUAUGAUCAAAAGAGCUAAUGAGGCCCUUGAAUAUGUAAAAAGAGGAAUAUCAGGCAAGGAAAUAAUCAGAUGUAAUCUUCCAAUGCGAGAGUCAACGGUCUUUACUCAUUUGGUAGUCGUUUCACUAGAUAACUAUGUACAAAUGAACAACAGAGAAGUUUUCAGAUGGUCCCAAAUCAAUUCCAGACACUCUCUGCAAUUCCAAAUCCGCUCCUCAGAGAAGCAGCUGUUGGACAGGUUCCAGCAGGUUCCCCAGGGGAUUAUCCUGCAAACGAAACACCAGACUUCCACCAGCCAGGUGUCAUCAUCUCUGAGCCACUUCAGCAGCCAGCCGUCAUCUGUCCUGGUUAGCAGCCAAGGUCAGCCAGUAGCAGGGACAACAACGCAAGCACCAGUCCACAGCCACCCAUCUGUCCCUGCUGCAGUCCAGCCUUCUGCAGGUAUAGCUGCUCCAGUUCCUGCAGAGAGUAAAACGUUUUCCAGUGGCUCCACAGCUAUUCCUGGGGGGAAAGUGACUACAGUGUCAGGGAAACCAGGAACACCUCUUGCCGUACAGCAACCAGUUCAGGCGAAGCCUGGAGUGAUUAGCUCCAUCUCCGGCCUGAAUCUUGGAAAAGGCUCCUUGCAGAUCCAGGUAGUUGGGAAAGGAUUAUCACAACUCAUGCCCUCAGUCCCAGUCCCAUCCCAGCAGCAGUACGAUAGUAAGCUUGGAAGUCUGAAAAAAACUCCUACACUACAGCCCAGCAAAGAAGCUUGUUUCUUGGAACAGUUACAUAAACAUCAGGGAGCAGUGUUGCACCCUGACUAUAAAACUUCAUUCCGAUCAUUUGAAGAUGCCUUACAAAGGCUUCUACCCUAUCAUGUCUACCAGGGGAUGCUUCCCUCUACCCACGACUACAGAAAGGUAGAUGAAGAGUUUGAAACAGUGUCCACCCAACUGCUGAAACGCACACAAGCUAUGUUGAACAAAUACCGCCUGCUGCUCUUAGAGGAGUCUCGGAGAGUCAGCCCUUCUGCAGAGAUGGUGAUGAUCGAUCGAAUGUUUAUUCAGGAAGAAAAGACCAUGUUGGCUCUUGAUAAACAGCUAGCAAAGGAGAAACCAGAUGAGUAUGUUUCAUCAUCAUCUCGCUCACAGAGCCUCACUUCCUCUCUGGCUCUAUCCUCUGUAUCCAGCAUCACCCCAGCUUCUGAGAAUCUAAAGGUGCCUCCAGUGCAGACAGCCACCCAGAUCCACCCCACCAAAUUGGUUAUCAAGCACAGCGGAGGCUCCCCUUCUGUCACAUGGGCAAAAGCUUCGCCUUCUUUGGAUGGAGAUGAGGAUGCCCUACCCUCGAGGAGCAAGCCCCCAAUCAAAACUUACGAGGCACGGAGCCGGAUUGGGCUUAAGCUGAAGAUCAAGCAGGAGGCUGGUCUCAGGAAGGUGGUACACAACACUGCCUUGGACCCAGUUCACCAGCCGCCUCCGGUGUGCACAGUCAUCAAAACAGCUGACCAGCGCUCUUCAGCCACCACCACCACCACCACCACUGCCGGGCAAAUGAACGGGACUAUUGACCACGUAACCUCAGCACCUGUGGAGAAAAAACCCAUUGUGACCUACUGCAGGCUUCCGCUUCGUAAGACUUACAGAGAGAAUGUGGAUGCUUUUAUAACAGAUAAAGCCACUGAUGCCUGUCCGAAGGGAGGCAUCCCAAAGGUCGAUACGAUCCCCAGCACCCUUGUGAUCAAGCAGGAGGACGGCUCCAAAGGCGUGAUCACCUCUCUCAAAACCCAUGAAACCCCAACUGUGGUGGUGGCAGAGAAGAGCAAGCCAGAGGAGAGCUCCAAGCUCCUGUUUUUCAACAGGAGUGAUGCCCGUUCUCUGGUGAUGCAAGACGGCCCUGCCCCUCCGAAGACCGAUGACUCUACCAGUGGCCUUAUGAAGGAACUUGCAGAAGUAGAGGAUGAGUUUUAUCAUGGAAUGAUAAAAACAGAACCCCCUGAUCACAGCUCUGGCUCAGAGCUCACCUGGGAGGUUCCCUUGCCUCCAGCCAAGCGCAGGAAGUCGGAGUCCUUUGAUGUGGAUAAUGCCAGCUUCUCCAGCGACAGCCCCCAGGACGACUCCCUUAAUGAACACCUACAGAGUGCCAUUGACAGCAUUCUCAACCUGCAGCAACCUCAGACUGGGGGUCAGAAUAUCCGGACACCCUCCUCCUCGUACAACUCCUCUUCCUCCCCUUUCUCUUCACCUGUCCAUCGUACAGACACUUACCUUGCCCCUAAUCACAAUGGCGGCCUUGGAGCAAGGACGUUGAACAGAUAACAGAAAACCAAACUGAGCAGAAACUGAACAGAAAGCAAGGACCGAAGAAGAAGCUCUUGCUGGUUGAAACAGUUGAGCACCAUGGGUGGCAAUGGUGCCGCCUACCCAGAGACCCGAUGGCUCGGGCCUGGCACCAGCAGGAGUGGGGGAAGAGGGUGUCCUAAUGAUGCUUCAUCCAAGUGUUUAUAUGAUGGGUUUUGGAUGUUGUAAAGUACAAGCUGAGGCUGGAUUUACAAUACACUCGUCUCAUCAAAUACACCCUAUAAUGGCAAGUGAGAAGCAAAUAGGCGGGUGGGAGGGGACUGAUGGGGCCCAUAGAUAGUGCUGGCUGUGUAAUUUAGAUUCUGUAACAAAUUGCUAAUUUGAAUAUCUGAUUGAUCAGUUUCCCCACCCCAUCUUAAACUUUGAACAGAUUGCAAGUCAAGCCAGUGUGAGGCAAAAGGGAAUUCUGCAGGAAUUGCCACAGAGGCAAAAUUUAUUGUUCAUUUUUAAGUUAUUUCAGGAAUCAAGCAUGGGCUUGUGGAACCUCUCAUUGGUCAACAAAGGGCAAAAAAAUAGUCAAGAAAGGAAAUGCAAACACUAAUCUUUAAAAAGAAAGAAAGUUUACAACUAAAUCUAUGUUUUACUCCUACAACUUGAAGAGAAACAAUUCCCUUGGGAGUAGCUGUAGGUAGGACUAGCAGGAGCAGCACAGGGGAGAUAGGGAAGAGAGGAAUAUCAUGCAAUCAUUUACUCUGAGCGGGGUGGUUACAUAGCUUUUUGUUGUACUCCAUGGCAACGUGAUAUUUUGGUAGCAACCGGGCAAAGUGUAUUCAAGCUGUGUUAGGAGCGAAGCUGGUCUGGCAUUUCCCUGCAGCAUUCCAAGGCAGGGGGUGUGCUGAUAAGAGAACAGGCUGGGGCCAAGGCAUCAUGUUGCAAUGUUCUGCUUGGAGCUAGGCAAAGGCAGAAAGCAAAAAUGCCAAAUGAAUGUUUACAUGUUUUA